Molecule: messenger RNA, 1113 nt
Organism: Pocillopora verrucosa
Lineage: Eukaryota; Metazoa; Cnidaria; Anthozoa; Scleractinia; Pocilloporidae
Source: RefSeq, a predicted model, not a curated record
AUGACACACAGCCUCUCACAACAUAGAAGCUGUCUUUUUACGAUGAUGACCUUUAUCUUGUUUACCCUGGUCAAGACACAAGCAGGGGUAAAUUCGCGUCGGUGCGAACCGGGUGUAUCAUAUGCGAACUUCAAGCACGAACAAUUUUCCUACUUAAACAUCACAAGAAUCGAUUCAAAACUUGUCCAAAAGGACACCGAGUGUGGAUUGGCUUGUUUACAAGUCACUUCAUGUUCUUCUUUUAACCUGGCUACAUUUCCUGAUAUCAACGGAAAACUGUUGUGUGAACUUCUACCUUCUGACAAGCACAGGAUGCCCAAUGAAUUGAUUCACAAUCCGAUGUUUGAUCAUUUCAGUAAAACGAGUCCCUGCAUCAACGAUCCUUGCAUAAACAAAGGAAAAUGUGUUGCCAAAUUCAAAGAUGGCGAUUAUUACUGCAGUUGGUGUCCUCGAUUUUACAACGGAAAAGACUGCAAAACAGGCCCCUUUGUUGGAAAGAAUUGCUUGGACAUCAAGGAGCGAAGUCUCUCACAAGGAGAUGGCAUGUACUGGUUAGACCCGGAUGGAGGAAGCCAUUCCAAUGCAUUCCUGGCCUACUGCGACAUGACGUCACACAAUGGAGGAUGGACCAUGUGUUACACUACCGAUGAAUAUAUCAGACCUACGACUGAGGUCACAUACAGCGCCUCUUUUCCUUAUGGAACUGUGGGCUACAGAAGUAACUGUAACAAUAUCCAAUUCACAGAAAUCAUCUUUGAGGAUCACCAAACUGGAAAGAAGAUUUACUUCAAGUCCCGAAACAAUCAAGCUAUUAAGGCCUCCCUCAAUUACGGAAAAUCUGCAGACACCUAUGGAUUGUGGGAUGGGGUGGGGGCUGACCCGGCUUAUUCCUACCAGCUUCUGAUUUGUGAUGAUCCGUUCUUCAGGGGCUUCCUGAUUUCUGCCCACACAGGAGGUUGUUUCAAGAAAUGCACCGAUUGGUGCUCCGAUGCUAGUGCGUCAUUCUUCCGCACUGCGUACACUUAUUCACAUGGCCAGAAGGGUGGUGUGGCAUUUGGUGAAAAAGGUCAUGAUGUCCAUGAUAAAAGGCGCAUCAGUAUCGGCCUACGAUAA